GAAGAGGAGGAGGAGGAGGAGGAGGAGGAGGAAGGGGGAGGAAGGAGGCGGAGCGCGCCGGUAGUGGCGGCUCUGGGACUCGAGCGCCCGGGCAGGAUGGGGCCGCCGGGGAAGGCGCACCGGGCGAUCGACGAGGUAGGCGCAGUGCCCAGGGGGCUGUGAGCAUCCCAGCCGAACCACCCCGCCCGGUUGGACCACUGCAGCUUUGUCGGGCGGCCUAAAAGGGGUCUUCGCGCCCCCCUCUGCCUGCUCAAUCGCCACUGCCGCCUCCAAGCCCCCCCCUUCCUCCCCCGCCCCUCGAGAGACCAUGGGCGCCGAAAACUUUGUCUCCGCCUGACUUCUUUCCCAAGCUGACCGGGGUCGGCUGCGUGAAGAGGUUCGUCGCCACCUGUCGCCAGUGGCUGUCCCCCCCACCCAUCCACCCUUCGCGAGGACCUUCGGGUGCGUGCAAUCGGCUCCGGGUACCCGAGGGAGCGUGGGCUUCCCGCCUCGCCCCAGUGCGCCUAGGACGGAGGCCUCCCUCUUGACUGGAUCUCUAAGCGCGUCCAGACCGCCGCACGCAGCUUGAACCGCCGGUGCCCCCGGGAGCGCGCUGCCAGGCGAGGAAGAGGAGGAGGAAGGGGAGGAAGGAAACCCGGACGCGGCGCCCAGAAGCCCGGAGGAGCCGGCGGAGGAGGCACCCCCUCCUCUCCCAUCCCCCCCGGCCGUCCGCCAACCCAAGCCCCUCACCUUCCAGCUUUUGCAGGGGCGACCGGAGCUCGGAGCUGGGGGGAGGCGGCGGCCGGGCGGGGGCGGGGGCGGAGGAGGAGGAAGAGGAGGAGGAGGAAGAGGAGGAGGAGGGCGGCGAGCCGGCGGCCAGACCGCGAGCCGAGCCGAGCCGAGUGAAGAGCGGAGCGGACUCGCACCAUGGUGCAGCCGGGAUUGCUGCCGCUGCUUCUGCUCGCCCUGGCCUGCGUCCGCGUGUGCACGGACGACGCGGCCAAAGUGAUCUCCGACCGCUAUGCUGUCUACUGGAACCAGAGUAACCCCAGGUUUCAUCACGGCGAUUACACAGUAGAAGUCAGCAUCAAUGACUACCUGGACAUCUACUGCCCCCAUUAUGAGAAGCCGCUGCCCCCGUCCGUGCUCAUGGAGGAGUACAUCUUGUACAUGGUCAACGAUGAGGGCCACGCUUCCUGCAACCGGCAAAAAGGCUUCAAGCGCUGGGAGUGUAACCGGCCCACGGCGCCCAACGGGCCCCUCAAGUUCUCUGAGAAGUUCCAGCUCUUCACACCCUUCUCCUUGGGCUUUGAGUUCCGGCCGGGACAUGACUACUAUUACAUCUCUGCCACUCCCUCCAACACGGUGGACAGGAACUGUUUAAAACUGAAGGUUUAUGUGAAGCCGACAAACGAUUCUCUGUACGAGUCUCCAGAGCCCAUCUUCACCAGCAAUAACUCCUGCAGCAGUCUCAGGGUGUCCCAGCUAUUCCUCUCUGUGGUGCCCGUCUUUUGGACCAUCUUCACCUCUUAGCCCCUCGGCCCUCCCGCCACCAGGCACCGCGGGAUCGGCAUGGUUCUAGGUGGAGCCAGGGAAGACAGAGGGAUCCCUAGGGGGAUGGGGGGCAGCCCUGCUGUUUCCCUUACUCCUUUGCCACCUGUUCAGAAACGCCCCUCAGCCCCUGUCUGCCCCUCCUUCAGGAGGAAGGCCCUGGAGCCGCCAAGCCAGACUUCCACCUUGGGGACCACACAGAGAGGACUGAGGAGGAAGCAGAUGGUGUCUGCCAGGGACUGAGUUCAUGGCCGCCCAGGAAGGUGACCUCAAAUCCUUGAAGGUUUAGGCUCUAGGGAGCCUCUCCGGGGCAGUAACAGCUGCUCCCCAACCCUGGGGCAUGGGAACGAGAGCUGCUUGUAGACCAAAUAGAGAACGUCCUUCUUGUUUCGA
Molecule: messenger RNA, 1923 nt
Organism: Sarcophilus harrisii (Tasmanian devil)
Lineage: Eukaryota; Metazoa; Chordata; Mammalia; Dasyuromorphia; Dasyuridae
Gene: EFNA2
Product: ephrin A2
Exons: 4
Coding region: 907-1512 (201 amino acids)
Biological process (GO): ephrin receptor signaling pathway; osteoclast differentiation; axon guidance
Cellular component (GO): plasma membrane
Molecular function (GO): ephrin receptor binding
Source: RefSeq, a predicted model, not a curated record